Messenger RNA from Hermetia illucens (black soldier fly), 954 nucleotides. RefSeq lists its product as uncharacterized. Bases 271 to 654 code for a protein of 127 amino acids. The transcript is spliced from 3 exons. The record is from RefSeq and is a predicted model, not a curated record. Lineage: Eukaryota; Metazoa; Arthropoda; Insecta; Diptera; Stratiomyidae.
AAAGUCCUGGCACUCGCUGGCACGGCUCCACUUUGACACCUUCAUUUAUCGAACUAACGGGACUGACUUCCACGCACUUCGUACGAACAAUUGACGCGCGCGGCACUCUGGCCCGUGUUUUCUUGAAAUCGCGCUUCAAAUGGCGCGCUCGAGGCUUCCAUUCAGUUGUCAUCGUUUGCCCCAGCUGAUUAGGGAAAUCAGCACCAGUUGGGUUGUGCAGCCCAUUCUCUAGUUUAGAUGCCCAGGAAGUGAAGUAGAUUAUAACUGAAAAUGACUGCCACAACGGAAACAAGAAAACGUUCUCGGGAAGAUGACAGCUGCGAUUCGAUGCCUUUGUCAAAAAGAAUCAACAAUUUGCACAUCAACAAUGGCAUACAGGAUUUCGCAGCGAAUGGGAAUAGUUUAGCUCAUGGUAGCAAUACGCACCACCCAAUGCAACACAUGAAUGGAGGAGGCGCAGGUCACGGGGCACACCCCGCACUGCGUGGAGAAAACUGCUUUGCAUCGCAGAUCGCUGAAGCCAACCCUCAGGAGCCUCUGCCCCCUGGUUACAGCCCAGAACUCACUCAGCACGAAAAUCCUUAUUACUAUAACAAAAACAAAUUGUUGUAUGAACUUCAUCUCGAAAGAAUGCGAAGGACUCACCACCCUUAGACUGAGCCAGCUGCGGUGAUAUUUUAUAAGUUUUCGUUUUAAGUUUUGUUAUUUAUACACUAAAUAUCCUCUAAGUGAGUUUGAACAGAAGCAUUGGAUGCAAGCCAGGCGCCUAGCAGGCUUUGAGAGCAGACAGUGUUGAACUACCGUUACACGUGAUUUAUUCCUCUUUACUGUCGAUUCAAAUAUUUUUGGAGAACUUCCCUUUAGUGGAGGAGUUGUGAAUUGUGUCCUCUACCGUAAUCUCGCUUUGGAAUUUUAUAUAAAAGAAAUACUAGUUAAUAAACGGUACCUGCCGAA